AUGAACGGUGUAUUAGGCGCCUUACCGAACAGCCAUAGGAAAAUAGAACCGGAAAUUAUGCGACGAAUGAUGGCUGAUAUCCACAUUGAUAGUAUUAUAAAUUCUGGAGAAAAUGUAAAGGGACUAGAACUUCUCAAUAAUCGAGCUUUUGUUGGAUCCUUGGCAGAGGCUGACGAAUUUUCAGCCGAUGAAAUGGAACGAUUUUGGUUGAAUUCGCGGAAUAUUCAACAAUCAAUAGUCACUGGAAGCGAGUCAUUUCCAGGUGAAAUGUUGGGUCCCGCCUCUGAAAAUAUAGUGAUAUCAAAUUCAAUGCUUGAUUUACUAAUCGAAUACUAUUUGGCGACUUAUGAAACACUUGAGUUUCGAAAGCCAUUCAGAGAAGGCCACGAGAAUUCAAGGAUCAUUUCCGUCAAAAUGAAACAGUUCGGUAGAUGUAGAAUCGAUUCAGAGACAUUAGGGUCAAAUAUGUCAGCUCGACACGUUGACUUACCGGAUGGAGAAUUGGAACAUAAUUUGGCAUUCAUUCGAUGGUAUCAACCAGCGAAUUCUCGUUAUUAUUUCAGUAUUGAAGACGAUGAAAUUUGCAAUGUCGAACUUUGGGGUACUAAAUUUUACCCUGAAGGUCAAGAUUGCAUAAUUCCAGUGCAUAAUAUUCUCAGUAGAUUUGUGCCAAUAAAAUAUAAAAUUUCGGAUAGGAAAAAUGCGAGAGAAUAUUUGGCCGUAAAUCCUAUUAAUAGAAAAUUUAACAUUCGUUAA
Molecule: messenger RNA, 756 nt
Organism: Rhizophagus irregularis DAOM 181602=DAOM 197198
Lineage: Eukaryota; Fungi; Glomeromycota; Glomeromycetes; Glomerales; Glomeraceae
Source: RefSeq, a predicted model, not a curated record